CUCAACGCAAAAAAGGGUAAAGGAAGCAAAACACUCAAAAACUCUAGUCUUUUGCAGGUGAAUUGAAAAAAAAAAUGGAUUUUGCCAUGGGAGCUGCUGGUGGGUCUGGUGAUGAUCAACACAAUCAGAGCUUAAACAAAGGAAAAAAGACGACCACCUACCGUCGUCAUAAAGAGGAUCAAAGAACUAGGCUUGAAGAACUGUUCAGAAAGUGCCCAAAUCCAGAUGAAAUCGAAAGACGUCAAAUAGCCAAAGAUCUCGGGCUUGAGCCAAAACAAGUAAAAUUUUGGUUUCAGAAUAAGAGGACUCAAAAAAAGACUAUAUCUGAGCGAGUGGAUAAUAAUGUCCUUCGUGUUGAGAAUGAAAGAAUGCACAACGAAAACCUCGUACUGAGAGAGGCAUUAAAGACUAUAAUUUGCCCUUCUUGUGGGGGUCCACACAAUGAAGAUGAAAGGCGUGAACUUUGUCUAGAACAACUUCGUCUUGAAAAUGCUCGUCUAAAAGCACAGCAUGAGAAGUUGUCUAAGUUUCUUGUACAGCACAUGGAUAAACCAAUUUUGGAACAAAACUUGGAUUCCCCUAUCAGAGGAUCUUCGUCACAUGGUCCAUUACUAGGAAGUUCUCUAAGACUAAGAGCUGGAAGAUCUCGUAUGAAUCUUGGUGCUUCAACAAGUCAUGAUUCAUUUCAAGAUGAAGAAGAUACCAUGUCAAGCCAAGCUGGGAGCAAAAUAAUAACACAGAUGGAAAAGACAAUGAUGGCACAUAUUGCAGUGGCUGCUAAGGAUGAAUUGCUCAAGCUUUUGCGCACAAAUGAGCCCUUAUGGGUCAAGUCUUCAACUGAUCAGAGAUAUGUUCUUCAUCUUGAAUGCUAUGAAACGAUCUUUCCAAGGAUUAACCACUUCAAGAAUUCCAAAGCGCGCGUAGAAUCAUCAAAAGAUUCGCGAAUUGUCAGAAUUAAGGCGAAGGAAUUAGUUGACAUGCUUUUAAAUUCGGAAAUUUGGGAAAAUCUUUUCUCAAGAAUUGUUACAAAAGCGCGCACAAUCCAAGUACUUGAAAAUGGUUCAUUGGAAAAUCGAAGUGGAGUUUUGUUGCUGAUGCGUGAAGAGAUGCACGUUCUUUCACCUUUAGUGCCAUCUCGGGAAUUCUACUUCCUUCGCUAUUGUCACCAAGUUGAAGCUAAUGUAUGGGUUAUAGCAGAUGUUUCAGUUGACUGCAUGAAAGAGAACAACCAUGAUCCUAACUGUUGGAGGUUUCCCUCUGGAUGCAUGAUUCAGGGAAUUUCUAAUGGCAUGUGCCAGGUUUCUUGGGUUGAACAUGUUGAAGUGGAUGAGAAGAUCCAAACACAUCAUCUGUUUAAAGAUCUUGUUAAUAGAAAUAUUGCAUAUGGAGCAGAAAGAUGGCUUUUGGAACUUCAAAGAAUGUGCGAAAGAUUUACUAGUCUUGAAGUUGAAUACAUACCUAAUUAUGACAUCGGUGGAGUGAUCACUACUCUAGGAGGAAGGAUGAGUAUGAUGAAGUUUUCUCAUCAAAUGGUUAAAAGCUUCUAUGGAAUUUUAAAUAUGUCAAGUAUCACUGACUUCCCACAACAUUUAGCUGAUGAGAAUACUGGGAUUAGGAUUUGUGCUCGAAAAGUCACAAACUCAAAUCAAUCAAAUCCCAAUAUUAUAAUCACUGCUACUACAUCUUUCCGACUUCCUUUGCCUUCUCAAAAUGUUUUUGACUUCUUUAGGGAUCCAAUAAGACGUGUUAAGUGGGAUGCUAUGUGUUAUAAAAGACCUCUACAUGAGAUUGCACGCAUAUCCACGGGAACUCAUCCCAACAACUAUAUAUCCAUUAUUCAGCAGCCUAUCCACCCAACUGCAAAUAAUGUGGUGAUUAUUCAAGAAAGUUGUACCGAUCCUCUAGGAUCAUAUGUUGUAUAUUCUUCAACCAAUAUACUUGACAUAAAGAGGACAAUAAAUGGAGAAGAUUCAUCGACAAUGCCAUUUUUUCCAUCAGGCAUUGUCAUUUCAGAGGAAGGACAAUCUAUUACAAAUGCUCGCGCAUCGAGUAGUGGAAAUGGGGAUGUAAGAACAAGAGGAUCACUACUGACUGUAGCUUUCCAAAUAUUGAUGAAUAGUUCACCGACCAUGAUGAUGGAAUUUGUGACUGUUGUUAACUCUCUCAUCACCUCAACAGUCGAAAACAUAAAUGAUGCUUUGAUCAGUUCUUUCAAUUAAGAUUUCUAGGGAUUUUUCAUUUCUAGAUGAAGGAGGAUAUGAUUGGAAGUUUUUGCUUCCAUAGUAUUUAAGGGUAGUUGUUGGACCUUCUUGUGUCAUUUUGCAUAAUUAUAUCACAAAGAAUUACAUAAUUCUUUACUUUUAAUUAA
Molecule: messenger RNA, 2368 nt
Organism: Glycine soja
Lineage: Eukaryota; Viridiplantae; Streptophyta; Magnoliopsida; Fabales; Fabaceae
Product: homeobox-leucine zipper protein HDG11-like
Exons: 10
Coding region: 75-2219 (714 amino acids)
Biological process (GO): regulation of DNA-templated transcription
Molecular function (GO): lipid binding; DNA-binding transcription factor activity, RNA polymerase II-specific; DNA binding
Source: RefSeq, a predicted model, not a curated record